GCCUCUAUGUUCAAGGAAGGAACACCGCUUCAUACAUACACUGUUGUUAGCGACGCAGCCACUACAGCCUAUUCCGUUGCUGACAUUUCCAUUCGAUAGCACUUCUCUAAACUUUACUUUUCCUGACAUCGCUGGCUGGAUCCUCAUGUAGAGGAGCGCCGGUAGAGAUCGGUCGCGCUGGUGUUUGAAGUUGUUGUUGGAGGCAGCCGCUCGAGCUCCUUUGAGCAUGAGUAUACGAUGAAGAGACGAGUGGAGGACCAGGAAGUGAUAUUUGCUCCCCAGCAGCAGCAUCCACAUCGCACCCCAGUUCAAGGCCUUGCAGAAAACAUUCAGCACCGGGCCCUCGCCCCAGCCCUCACUGGGAUAGAGGUGGCUGCAGAUAGCAUGCAGCCAUCAACUGGCAUUCAGUAUUCUCUCCCACAGGGAUACCAGGUGCCUACCAUGCCUCAGAGCACAAGUGGGCAUGGACAUGGACACAACAGCACUGCACCCUAUGUUGGUCCCCAUGUACACAACCUUGCAGUCCAACAACAGGUCUCUGCAGUUGUUCAAGGCCAUGUCCAUCCAUCUGCACCCAUCACAUCUACGCCAGGGCAGCAGCAGCAGUUUCAGCGACUGAAGGUUGAAGAUGCCUUGUCGUACUUGGAUCAAGUGAAACUGCAGUUUGGAAAUCAACCCCAAGUUUACAAUGAUUUCCUUGAUAUAAUGAAAGAAUUCAAAUCACAAAGCAUAGACACUCCAGGAGUCAUCAACCGUGUCUCCCAGCUCUUUAAGGGCCACCCAGACCUCAUUAUGGGUUUUAACACUUUCUUGCCACCGGGAUACAAGAUCGAAGUUCAAACCAACGAUCUGGUUAAUGUAACCACACCGGGGCAGAUCCACUACAUCACCCCGCAUGGUAUCUCUGUUCAGAACAUACCUGUAACCGGGGCGCCCAGUCAGCCUCCAACCCACCCCCAGCCGCAGAGUCUGCCCCAAACUGGCUUACACACAACCACGACCCCUCCUGUUGCCACCCAGCCUACUGCUAACAAAAUCAGCAAGCCUGUCCAGUCUCCGGCCCAUACACCGACCAGCCAGCCCAAUCCAUCCAUCCCAUCUUAUGCCUCGCCACGCUCGCCCUCGGUGCAACCGCACACCCCUGUCAGCAGCACGCCAUCCAGCGGGCCACCCCUCCAAAACAACCAGCCAGUGGAGUUCAACCAUGCCAUCAAUUAUGUCAACAAGAUCAAAAACCGCUUCCAGGGCCAGCCAGACAUCUACAAGGCCUUUCUGGAGAUCUUGCACACAUACCAGAAGGAGCAACGAAAUGCUAAAGAAGCAGGAGGUAAUUACACCCCAGCACUGACUGAACAAGAGGUUUACACUCAAGUGGCCAGACUUUUCAAGAACCAGGAGGACUUACUGUCGGAGUUUGGUCAGUUCCUGCCUGACGCCAACAAUUCUGUGUUACUAAACAAGACUGCACCAGACAGAGCCGAGUCUGUCCGCAAUGAUCACGGCGGUACAGUUAAGAGAUCCCUGCUGAACAAUAAACAGAGGCUGAGUCAGAACGGCUUGCCAAUCAAGAGACCUGCUGGAAUGAGUGCCACGCCCCCAAUCAAGAAGAAGCCUAAAAUGAUGGGGAAGGACCACAGCCUGACUGAAUUGGGCAAAAUCAGCACCAGCACUGAAACCAUGUUCUUUGAGAAGGUGAAGAAGGCUCUACGAAGUGCGGAGGGGUACGAAAACUUCCUGCGUUGUCUGUACAUCUUCAACCAGGAAGUGAUUUCUCGCACUGAGCUGGUCCAGUUGGUUAUUCCAUUUCUUGGAAAAUUCCCGGAGCUUUUCACAUGGUUUAAGAACUUCUUGGGCUACCGAGAGUCCAGCUAUGGAGAGACGAGCCACGCAGAGAGUUUACCUAAAGAGCGGUCCACAGAGGGGAUCGCCAUGGAGAUCGACUAUGCUUCAUGCAAGAGGCUGGGGUCCAGUUACAGAGCACUACCCAAGAGCUACCAGCAGCCCAAGUGCACUGGAAGAACGCCACUAUGCAGAGAGGUUCUGAAUGAUACAUGGGUGUCUUUUCCAUCGUGGUCUGAGGAUUCCACCUUUGUGAGCUCCAAGAAGACUCAGUACGAGGAGCACAUUUACAGAUGUGAAGAUGACCGCUUUGAGCUGGAUAUUGUGCUGGAAACCAACCUCGCCACAAUAAGAGUCCUCGAGACUGUGCAAAGGAAGUUAUCUCGCAUGUCGGCUGAAGAGCAGCUGCGCUUCAGGCUAGACAACACACUGGGUGGUUCCUCAGAGGUCAUUCACCGAAAAGCUAUCCAGAGGAUAUAUGGAGACAAAGCCCAUGACAUCAUUGACGGGCUCAAGAGAAACCCGGCGGUGUCCGUCCCUAUAGUGCUAAAGAGGUUAAAAAUGAAGGAGGAGGAGUGGAGGGAAGCCCAGAGAGGCUUUAACAAAAUCUGGCGGGAGCAAAAUGAAAAGUACUACCUGAAGUCGCUCGACCAUCAAGGCAUAAACUUCAAGCAGAACGACACCAAGAUGCUGCGCUCCAAGACUUUGCUUAACGAAAUUGAGAUUUUAUAUGACGAGCGCCAGGAACGAACAUCAGAGGAAACGGGGACACAGCCUCCGAGCAGCCCGCACAUGACCUUCACCUACGACGACAGUCAAAUCCUGGAAGACGCCGCCGCUCUGAUCAUCCAUCACGUCAAGAGACAAGUGGGCAUCCAGAAAGAAGACAAGUUCAAGAUCAAACAGAUAAUCCACCACUUCAUCCCCGACCUGCUGUUCGCGCGGCGCGGAGAGCUCUCUGAUGUGGAGGAGGAAGAGGAGGAGGAGGAGGACGACGCAGAGAUGGACGAGGGCGGCCCCAAGAAGCACAACGGCCUGUCGGGCAGGAGCCCCGUCAAGUCCAAGCUGCUGUUCAGCAACACUACAGCCCAGAAGCUUCGGGGCACAGACGAUGCCUAUAAUUUGUUCUUCGUCAACAACUACUGGUACGUCUUCUUCCGCCUCCAUCACAUUCUCUGCUCCCGCUUGCUGAGAAUCUACGGGCAAGCAGAGAAGCAGAUCGAGGAGGACGCCCGCGAGCGGGAGUGGGAAAAGGAAGUAUUGGGGCUGAAAAAGGACAAGAAUGAAAACCCAGCAAUCCAACUGAAGAUGAAGGAGCCAGUGGACGUCGAGGUGGAGGACUAUUACUCCGUGUUUCUGGAAAUGGUGCGGAAUCUCCUGGAUGGGAACAUGGAGCCAGCCCAGUAUGAGGACUCCCUUAGGGAGAUGUUUACCAUCCAUGCCUACGUUGCCUUCACCAUGGAUAAACUCAUUCAGAAUAUUGUCCGGCAGCUCCAGCACCUUGUUACUGAUGACGUGUGCAGCCGUGUGAUGGACAUGUACCUGAGUGAAUGUGCCAAUAAAGGCACAGGGGGCACACUGUCCUCACAGACAUCCAGAGCCACAGCAGAGGGGGGCUACCAGCGCAAGGCAGAGCAGCUCAUGUCAGACGAGAACUGCUUCAAGGUUAUGUUUGUGAAGAAAGAAGGAACAGUCAGUCUGGCACUGGAGCUGCUGGACACAGAGGAGGAGAACUCCGACGAGCCAGCAGAUGCUCAGAGGUGGUCAGACUACAUGGGCAGAUACCUCACCUCAGAUUCUGCAUCCCCAGAGUUACGGGAACACUUAGCCCAGAAGCCGGUGUUCCUCCCCAGGAAUUUAAGACAGAUCCGGAAGUGCCAGAAAGGAUGGGAGCAGAUGCAGCAGGAGAGGCUGUCCAAGAGUUCCUCAAACAAGCCACAGGAGGGCAGCAGCGAGCUGAACAUGGAGUGCAUGUUCAAACUGAACUCCUACAAGAUGGUCUACGUCUGCAAAUCUGAGGACUGCAUGUACAGGCACACAGCACUCACCAGAGCUCAUCAGUCCCACCAGCAGGUGAACACGCGUCUGCACAGGCGCUUCCAGACCUGGCUGGACGGCUGGGUCAAGGAGCACGUGACGAGCGAAAUGGCUGCAGACAACCACAAGUGGCUGAUGGGAGACCAACAAGAAGGACUUUUGUCGUGCACCACCACUCGCUGCCCCGAAGUGCUCCAUUAUCUUAACGUCAACAAGUAUCGGGUGAAGUACAGGACGCUGUAGGACAAAACUGUCAAGCCUGACGUUUUUUUGUUUUUGUUUCCUGUUGCUGUAUUUAGUUGCCAAAUUCUUGUUGGUGGUCCAUCCUUAUUUUAAAAAAAUGAUUCAUUUAUGAUUUUACAACCUACGUAGACUAAAGUUCCCCAUUUGAGCCCUUUUCAAAGGACAAGUGUACAUAAGUUAAAGGGAGAAAAAGCUACUCGAGUGUUAUUCAUGGUUUCAACAAGUUCCACUUUUUCAGAAACCACUUCAGGAAGAAUCUCAAGGACGCCUCCGAAUUUUACAGGGAGAGAAAAGACCUCUGUAACAAGUGCCCAGUGCUUCAGUUAAAACCAACCCGUACACACUUCAAUGGGACUUGUAUCUGUAAACUUGUACAGCCUGUGAAUGUUCUCACACGUACUUCUACGAUGGUGUGGUAGAUGCUUGGCAUUCGUACAAUGCCAAAUCUGUGCGUCCAGUACAAUAAUUUAUAACUGCCCGAACCAUUGGUGUAAAUAUGUUUAUAUUUAGUUUUUUUAUCAGGUGUCAUUGAUGUGUAGCAGACAUUAACACGUAUAACCUUUACCCAGAAGACUUUUAAAAAACUUUUAACUUUUUUUUUAACCAAAGGAAGAUGCUCAGAAACCAUGUUUUUUCUUUUCUUAUUUAUGAUCUGUGUUUGUUUUGUAGAAGAGUUGUUUAUUUUUAUGUGAUUGGGUUCCCGUCUGUGCAUUUCUACCUUCAGGCGUCAGCAGCACACAUGCUGAUUGAAUGUAGCUGAGCAGCCAUUUCUCCUCACACAGCCCCAAGAUUUCCUGCUUCUUUUUCUCUCCAGAAUCAGUAUCAUCAUUUGUUGAUAUUUCAACGUCUCACCCAAGAUUUUGUCUGCAAGUCUGUGCGGUUCUUAUGGCCGAUGGUGAAGUGAGUGGAAGGAUGUCAGCCAUAGUUGAAGGGAGUUUGGAGGUUCCUUUAAGGGUUAAAAACGAGCAAUAAUCCCUCGAGUUACAGUUUAUGGUUUGUCUCGCUGGAACACAAAUGUGAAUGUUGGUGCCCUAAACGGGGGGUUUUCUUUUCCUCCCACUAAUCGCUGGACAGGAUUUUACAAAUGUUUUGUGACAAACAUUGACCAGAAGCAAACGCACACAUCAGCAGGUCCCUCAAAGGUUUCACUCCAGGCAGCGACACAAGCGGCUGCAGACAAUCCUGAAACGGUUUAAUACUUGGGUUUUUAUUUUUAUAUUUACUGUGUUUAAUAGAGAAGAAACACACGCAGGCUUCCCCCGGGGAGCUGAUGUACAUACAGAUACUGUUUGUACCUUGUUUAUUGUGUCACUUCCGGACUUUUACAUCGUUGUAUAUGAGUGUUAUGGUGUUUGGCAUUAAACUAUCCUUUGAGUAGACA
Molecule: messenger RNA, 5500 nt
Organism: Oryzias melastigma (Indian medaka)
Lineage: Eukaryota; Metazoa; Chordata; Actinopteri; Beloniformes; Adrianichthyidae
Product: paired amphipathic helix protein Sin3a
Exons: 21
Coding region: 238-4119 (1293 amino acids)
Biological process (GO): negative regulation of transcription by RNA polymerase II
Cellular component (GO): chromatin
Molecular function (GO): transcription corepressor activity
Source: RefSeq, a predicted model, not a curated record